CUCCAUGGGGACCUGCUGCUGAGCACUAGUCGCUCUUCAGCACCCCCGGUUCGAUGGAUCGGCGUUGAACGGAUUAUUUUACUUCUUUCAAUUUAUUCCGGAAAUCUGUUUGUGGAAUAAUGGCUUGGAUGUUUUUGAUUUUAAUUUUUAGUCUGGAACUUUGUUACAUUGCUGCUAUCGAGCCGCGCUUCACUUCUGAGCCGCCAACGCUGAGUGUCACUGGCGUCCACAGGAUGAACAAAUCGGACAAUUUAGAGCUCACAUGCAGUGGUCGUCAAUACCUGCGAUGGAUCACCCCUCUCACCAGUGCUCGCUUUUCAAUCAGCGACUGUCGCGGAUCGGGACUCUUUUGCAUGGAGCUGAAGAUCACCAACGCCACCGUAAACGAGACGGGACAAUACAGGUGUUUGUACCGCGAUCUCAAAACUGAAGGUAGCAAGACAUCAGCGUCAGUUCACGUGUUUGUUCGAGAUGACAAGGUGCCGUUUGUCCCGUCUGGGAAGGAUUACGAGGUGGUGUUCAUCCGGGAAGGCGAACGGGUGGUUAUCCCAUGUCGAGGGUCUCUGGAAAACCUCAACGUAACACUUCAUACCGAGUAUCCAAACAAGGAGUUCCAUCCUGACGGGAAAGACUCCUUGUGGGAUGCAAAAACCGGCUUUACCAUCCCCAGUCAUCUGAUCAGCUACGCUGGCCUAGUCUCUUGUCAGACCCGCAUCGGCGACGAGACAUUCAAGUCUCCCCUCUACGUGGUGGCAGUCGUUGGAUACAAGAUCUACGAUUUAACCCUGACCCCGACACAAGUCAGGCUAUCCGUCGGGGAGCGUCUGAAGCUGAUUUGUAUUGCGUUCACGGAACUCAAUGUGGGCAUCGAGUUCAACUGGACGCACGCUGGACUGCCUUUGAUAACAGGUAACAGUUCAAGGGCGGCUAACAUGACGGCGCACAAGAAGAAGCUCUGGGACUCAUUGGAGUUGUCCAACACGCUAACGGUGGAUAACGUGACAGUGGAGCACACUGGUGAAUACACCUGCACCGCCUCCAGUGGCGCUAUGGAGAAGAGCGCUUCGGCCUUCCUCAAGGUCCAUGAGAAGCCGUUUAUUGACAUGAAGGAGCCGUGGAAUGAUGUAUGGGAGGUGAAUGUGGGAGGUUUGUUUCCCACCUCCAUACCUGUCAAGUACUCAGCAUAUCCCGAACCAAGCUUUAAAUGGUUAAAAAAUGGUCUUCCCCUGAAGGAAGACCACCGGAUUAAGCCAAGAAGUGACGCCAUCAUUUUCAACGGCGUUACCGAAACGGAUGCGGGCAACUAUACCAUCAUCCUCAGCAACAAGAUAAAAGACGAGCAGAGAUCUUUCCAGCUUCUGGUUAAUGUUCCUCCUCAUAUCAUCGAGAAGGAAGUGGCGGUCGACACUGAUGUUUUCCUGUAUGGCAGCAGUCCCAUGCUGCGAUGCACUGCUCGAGGCUUCCCCACGCCCACGCACAUCCAGUGGCAGUGGAUGCCCAUGGCUGACUGUCCAGAAGCCUUCCUGCCUGAACUGUUGCACUCUGAGGAACAAAUAGCGUACUGCAAGGCUUGGCGCGACAUCCACAAUGGCACUGCACACAACCCCGUGGAACGGAUUUCCACUGAUGUUGAUCAUGCCCAGAAGAAAAUGGUGAGCUCGCUGAAAUUUCAGAAAGCCGAAGUUCACGCUCUCUACCGAUGCACGGCUGCAAACAAAAUCGGAAAGGAUUCCCGUGUCAUUUUCUUCCACGUGACACGCGGUUUGGAGCUGAGUGUGUCGCCGUCCGUACCCCUGGAGGAAGGACGUGUAGCUCUGUGGUGCAAGGCGGACGGGCUGAUCUAUGGCAACCUGGCCUGGUACCACGUGACCAACGUGUCCGGUUGGGAGCGGGCGGCAGGCGUGCAGCCGUGCCGUUCAUUGGUGCUGCCGUCGAAACCGCUGUUGCGGCACGUUACGUCAGAAGGGGAUCGCGGCACCAAUGUGAGCUUAGAGCUGCUUCUGCCUAAUGCUUCCCGCCAGGACGAGGGUCUUUACGCUUGCCAGGUAGAGAACAUCAAGACCCGAGAGAGGACCUGCCUGCUGCGCUACCUGUCGCUCAGAGGUCUGGAGGCUCCAAGAAUCUUAAACAAUCUUACCGACCAAAAAGUCAAUGUGAGCACCACUGUCACGCUGUUGUGUGACGCUACCGGCACCCCUGACCCAAAGGUGGUGUGGACCAAAAACAACCACACGGUGGUGGAAGGCUCGGGCGUGAUCCUGAGCCGGCGCAGUCACGUGCUGACCAUCCAGCGCGUAAAGCAGGAUGACGGUGGCUUAUACAGCUGCUCUGCUUGCAACAGCCACGGGUGCGACACCUCGCAAGCCUUCUUGACUACUGAAGGUGCAGAGGAAAAGACCAACGUGGAGCUAAUUGUUCCUAUCGGCUCGGUGGUCAUCGCCAUGUUUUUCUGGCUUCUGAUCGUUUUUGUCAUCCGCGGGAGAAAAAGACCCAACGGAGGAGAGCUGAAGACGGGUUACCUCUCCAUGAUCCUCGACUCAGAGGACGUGCCUAUGGACGAGCAGUGUGAGAGGCUCACUUAUGACGCUAACAAGUGGGAGUUCCCUCGGGACAGGCUGAAGCUAGGCGAUCCGCUGGGACGAGGUGCAUUUGGUCAGGUCGUUGAAGCUGCUGCUUUUGGCAUUGAAAAAGUUGCCACCUGCACCACUGUUGCGGUCAAGAUGCUUAAAGAGGGUGCCACGUCCAGCGAGUACCGAGCUUUAAUGUCAGAACUAAAAAUCCUCAUCCACAUCGGACAUCACCUCAAUGUAGUCAAUCUACUGGGAGCCUGUACCAAGACUGGCGGCCCUCUCAUGGUCAUUGUGGAGUACUGCAAACACGGAAACCUAUCUAGCUACCUGAAAAGCAAGCGCGGAGAGUACAGUCCAUACAAGCGAAAGAGAACUGACAGCCGGAGGUGGACAUCCACGGUAGACGACGUAACCGAAGGAGAUCUCGGCUUGGGGAAGAUUGCGCAGCUGGACAUUUGCACAGGGACGGCCGACAGAGCUUCAGGCCACUCGAAUCCUCAGGACGAGAGCACAGACGAAGACCACCUAACUAUGGAAGACCUGAUAUCCUAUAGUUUUCAGGUGGCCAAAGGAAUGGAGUUCCUCUCCUCUCGCAAGUGCAUCCACAGAGAUCUUGCUGCAAGGAACAUUCUGCUCUCUGAGAACAACGUGGUAAAGAUCUGCGACUUUGGUCUGGCCAGGGACGUCUACAAGGACCCCGACUAUGUCCGCAAGGGAGAUGCACGUCUUCCUUUGAAGUGGAUGGCUCCAGAAACCAUCUUCGACCGGGUGUACACAACCCAGAGUGAUGUCUGGUCCUUUGGGGUCCUACUCUGGGAGAUAUUCUCACUGGGAGCAUCUCCUUAUCCUGGUGUCUGCAUUGAUGAAACCUUCUGCCGAAGGCUUAAAGAAGGCACCAGGAUGCGUCCACCGGAGUAUGCCACUUCGGAAAUAUAUCAGACCAUGCUUGAUUGCUGGUUGGACCGUCCCACGGACAGGCCGACAUUCGCUGAACUGGUUGAGCAUCUAGGCAACCUGUUGCAGGCCAGCGUUCGUCAGGAUGGUAAGGACUACAUCCCGCUGACAGCAGGAGGUGACACAAUGGGAGUUCCAGGUUACACUACACCUCAGAGCAGAGAAGCCCUGGAUGCGCAGCCACACUACGACAACGCUGUGUCUUUCGGGCAAGGUGAAACGUGCAGCCGGAGGCUCAGCGUGAAGACGUUUGACGAUGUUCCUGUGGAGCAUAACAGUGUCAUGGAAGGUCACAUAGAUAGUUCAGCCGACGAGGCAAAAGGUUUGAAUCCUCAGCUCCUCACGACACACAACUUUAGCCAACUUCUGCGCUGCAAGAGCAAAGAAUCCCUGGCUUCCGGCUCUUCCAACCAGACAAGCGGCUACCAGUCCGGCUACCACUCGGAUGACGCUGACACACCCGUUUAUGCUAACGAGGAGGCCAUCGUCAAGCACGCCAUGCUGCUAAAAAAGCAGAAACCUCCCCCCAUCCACAAAUUCGGCAUGGAGAUCCGCUACAGCACGCCGCCAGUCUGACCUGCUGAACCCUCGUGCUUGUACAAUGUUUUUGUGGAACAAUUAGUAGAGCUGUCGUUGUUGUGGAUGGCAUCGUAAAUCAACCGAGGAAAAAAUGAAGGUUGAAUGACGAGAGGGUGUAAAUUAGCCCGGCUAUCGUGUUUGCUCAGCGAGCUAACGAGAGGACUCGCUUCCUGCGUCGCAGGAAACACUGUCGGAAAUUUUUAGAUCGUGACGUCAGUGCACCGAAUUCUUUUGUUUGUUUGGGAUUGGAGACAGUUCUCUUUUUUGUGUACAGUUGCAGUUACAGUUUUUGUACCCAUGUUACCGUAUAUAUGCAAAUCAGAUAAUUAUAACUAGUUUUAUAAAACAAACUGAUUGGGAUUUUUCCACUAAUAAAGUAUUUGACAUUAAAAAAAAAAUCUUUCAAGUUCAGUUUUUCGCAGGAAUUCUGCUUCAAACAAAAUAGCUGACUCCCUUUUGAAUUUCUAUUGAAAAGCAUUAGGACAGGCUAAGUUGAGAGGAUUUUCACUUUUAAAGUGAGGAUUGUGACUUUUUUCCUCAAGUCAGAAUUCUGACUUUAUUCUCAGAAUUCAGAAUUUAAAGUGAAAAUGAUCACUUUAACCAUUUCGUUCAUGAAUUAUUUUUGUUUUGUUUUUUUAAUCUCUUCCAAGCCACUCAUUUAACUUAUUGGCCACCAUUGACGGCACUCAAACAUGAGCAGUCACAACUAGAGCUGUCCCGAUCGAUCGACAUCCCGAUUGAUCUGGUCCGAUCACGUCAUUUUCAAAGUAUCGGAAUCGGCAUAAAAAUAUCGGCCCUGCCUUUUUU
Messenger RNA from Corythoichthys intestinalis (scribbled pipefish), 4910 nucleotides. RefSeq names its product kinase insert domain receptor (a type III receptor tyrosine kinase) (gene kdr). The coding region runs from base 120 to 4100 and encodes 1326 amino acids. The record is from RefSeq and is a predicted model, not a curated record. NCBI's taxonomy places the organism in Eukaryota, Metazoa, Chordata, Actinopteri, Syngnathiformes, Syngnathidae. Gene Ontology annotation, cellular component: signaling receptor complex; plasma membrane. Gene Ontology annotation, molecular function: ATP binding; growth factor binding; vascular endothelial growth factor receptor activity. Gene Ontology annotation, biological process: endothelial cell differentiation; positive regulation of kinase activity; positive regulation of cell migration. The transcript has 30 exons.